Musa acuminata subsp. malaccensis (wild Malaysian banana) is the source of this 1952-nucleotide messenger RNA. RefSeq names its product aspartyl protease family protein 1. Gene Ontology annotation, biological process: proteolysis. Gene Ontology annotation, molecular function: aspartic-type endopeptidase activity. The record is from RefSeq and is a predicted model, not a curated record. Lineage: Eukaryota; Viridiplantae; Streptophyta; Magnoliopsida; Zingiberales; Musaceae.
UCAUUACCUUCCCAAUUUGGUUAGGCAAAAGCCACAGGCAGAAUUCUCAAGUAGUACCUCUCGACGUCAACCACUACCCAUUUAAUUGCUAGCAUCCAAAGGCCUGCCAUUUGAUUCCCAUGGCCAUCGCCGGUAGUCGAAGCCGACCGCUCAUCCGCCUAUGGGUUGUCCUCGCCGCGGCGCUGGGGCCGGCGGCUUCCUCCGCCACCGGGCUCGGCUUCGAGUUCCACCAUCGGUUCUCCGACCGCGUGCGGCAGUGGGCUGAGGCCCGCGCCAUCCCCGGCGUCUGGUGGCCCGAGAAAGGCGCCGCCGAGUACUACGCCGCCCUCGCUCACCACGACCGCGCCCUCCGCGGCCGCUCUCUCGCUGACGCUGGCGGCUCGGAUCUCACGUUCGUCGACGGCAACGCCACCGUCAGGCUCAGCUCCCUGGGAUUCUUGCAUUACGCGAUUGUGGCGUUGGGGACGCCGAAUGUAACGUUUCUGGUGGCGUUGGACACCGGGAGUGAUCUGUUCUGGGUGCCCUGUGAUUGCUUGCAGUGCGCUCCCACAGAAUACGGAAACCUUAUGUUUGACAUAUACAGUCCCAGUAGAUCAUCGACAAGCCAAUCCAUCCUCUGCAACAACAGCUUAUGUGACCUCCAAAAUAGCUGCCCUGGAGCAACCAGCAGUUGCCCUUACAUUGUUCAAUACUUAUCUGAAAACACUUCAUCUUCUGGAGUACUAGUUGAAGACAUUCUGUACCUGACGAUAGAGGACACUACUGCUCGAGUUGUUGAAGCACCAAUUGUAUUCGGUUGUGGAGUGGUUCAGACUGGUUCAUUUCUACGCAGUGCAGCUCCUAAUGGCUUGUUUGGACUUGGCAUGGAGAAGAUAUCAGUGCCCAGCAUUUUGUCGAGUAAGGGAUUGACUUCAAAUUCUUUCUCCAUGUGCUUCGGACGUGAUGGUUUUGGUAGAAUUACUUUUGGACAUAAAGGUAGCUCAGACCAACAAGAAACUGCACUCAUUAUUGACAGCAGACACCCAUCCUACAAAAUCAAUAUAAAUGGAAUAAUAGUCGGGAAUAGUUCCACUGACAUGGUGUUUAGUGCUAUUGUCGACUCUGGUACCUCCUUCACAUACUUGGCUGAUCCAGCUUACACAAAUCUCGCUGAGAGCUUCGAUGAACAAGUUCAGGAGAAACGGUACAAAGCAGAUGCAAAUGCAGGUUUUCCUUUUGAUUAUUGCUACGAGUUGAGUCCCACGCAAACUACAAUCUCAGGACCUAAAAUAAAUCUAAAAACAGAUGGUGGAAGUGCUCUUCCCGUUAAUGAUCCAAUUAUUGUGAUUGAGAUUCAGAAAAUGCAGUCUGUAUAUUGCCUGGCUGUUCUGAAGAGCACUGGACUGAAUAUAAUUGGACAAAAUUUCUUGACAGGGCUUCGCGUAGUCUUUGACAGAGAGAGGCUGAUCCUGGGUUGGAAGAAUUUUGACUGCUACAGUUUGGAGAACUCUGGCAAUCUCUCUGUGCACAAUUCUUCCACAACUCAUCCAGCUGCUCCUGCACCAAGCACUUACACUCAGGAGGCCACAAAGGUCAGGAGCAAUACUGCUCAGGCUCCAGCAGCAGUUGCGCCUUCAAUCCAUUCAUCACACUUCUUUACAAGUCUCUUCCUGACAUCUCUAAUUUUCUCUCUGGUCAGCCUCUAAUGAUUUCAUUUCAGACUCUAAGCCUCAUACCAAAAUUCACACAGGGAGCUCAGUGAUUAUAAUGUUUUCUUUUUACCUUAAUCCUUACUAUACUUCCAGUCCCAUGAAUUAUCUGAUGUAUAAAUUGCAAUUGAUGCCAAUAGAAAUCAUUCCAUGUAAAGAUAGAUGUUAUAAGUUAGCUGUCUGUAAUUCUUGCUAGCUACUAUUAAAUGUCAAACUUAUAUAAGAAAGUCAUCUUUCUGCGGAAAGAAAAUCCACAUUAUGGUA